AUGAGCUCCAAAAGCACAGACUUGGACCUUCAAUUGGUGGACUUUGUGUGUAACAAGCUCUUCCCCAAUUUUAACAUAAACCAGGAGUUACUAUCCAAUUGGCAAGUUGACUUGAUAGAUAACGUCCAGGACUUGUCGAUUCUCACCGCUGUAAUCGAGGAGGAAGUUGUGGUUGGAACCUUGAUGAACGAUAAGUUGGCGUUGACCCAUGAUCAUAUGGUUGAGUACUUCCGCCAGUUCCAUCAGCUAGAUGACGAGGUUUAUGGAGACUUCAAGAUCAUCAUGACCGAGUUGAUUUCAGUGAUCUUCACUAUGACUUACUCCUAUAAGAUACAUAUUGUUCGGUGUAAUAUUCACAAGUUGGUACUUGAUAGCUUUCUACUACGAGCAUCUAGGAUGCAAAUUCUGGACUUAAACGAAGAUAAGCCACUGGUGCUUGGUCAACUAAUGAAGUUGUCAAUUGACUUAUUGGAGCUUGGCUGUGACACAGAAACAAUGCUCAAUAUCACCCACAGGUUGAUGAAGACCGCUUCAAUUGACGAGAAAUUGGUAUUGUUGCAAUUCAUGAAUAAUGUCUUUACUAGCUACUCAAGUCAUUUCAAGUUCUAUCUCCUAAAGAACUUCGCUACCAGUGCAAUAGCUGUACCAUUCGGUAGCACGCAUCAUCCCAAUUUCAAGACAUUUUCAAUACAUUCUUGGUUCAAGAUAAACCAUCAAGAUCUAGAGUCUGACUACUCUGAUUUACCCUUGAUAACCUUAUUCAAGAUAUCCAAUUCUUCUAGUUUCAAUUCAUGUAACUUGAAGAUUCAAUUGAUUAACUAUAACCAGUUCAUGAUUGAAAUCACCAACGAAGCCAAUCAAGCAAAGAUGCAGUUCUCAUUCAACCAAAUAUUGAAUGUUGACCCCAGUAAGAAUCAAGGCUUUACUCAUUUUGUUUUGACCUUCGAUAAGUACUCGAAUUUCAAUCUUUUUGUUGAUGGAGAAUACUCAGAGUCCAUUCCUUGUCCAGAAGAAGGAAGAAACUUCAAUGCUUGGGAUAAAUUGUAUUUUGGUGAUGAUGAAAAUGACAGUAUUGCAAAUAGAAUAUCCAACAAGGAUGAAAUGAUUUUAAGAAAUUUAACUGUUCUUGACGUAAAUUUGUCAAACCAGUGGAUAAACUUGUUUUACAAUCUUGGACUAGGAUAUGAGUGGAAUUUCAAGGAGUUCUCCAAUGACAACAUCUUCAACUUACUAGACCAUUUGAGCUUUAAAGGUCUUUGUAAUGUUGCCCUUAAAUUCAAAGAGAUCACUGGAAAAAGGAAAAGAAGAAACAGUUUUAAAGAAUCAUUAUCACAUUUCAACAACCUGAAAUCAACAUCUGCUCAACCCUUCAAGAAUAACAACAAGUAUUUGGCCAAUGGCUUGAUGGUGAAAAACCUUAUAGAUAAGAGCCUGAUCGCAAACAGCCUCAUAUCCACAAAGUUCAAAGAUUCAGAUAUCGUUUUCAGCAGCAAUGAUAACCAGUAUCUUGAAAAUCUUGAAAACCCUUUCUCGUUGAAUCCAGAUAUUUUAAUUCAUAAGUCAGAAUCCAUGCACGGUGCGUUCUAUAUAAUAGGAGGCACUCCAAUGAUUUUGAGGUUCAUUGAAACAGUUAUCAAAGACACCAAAACAGGACAUCGUGAUUUCAUGCUAGUACAAUCUUUGAACCUCUUAUUCAGCAUUUUGAAUAACAGUUGGAGACUCAGUAAAGAGUUUGAAAACAUCAGUGGUUACGGGAUCUUGUCUAUUAUAUUGGCGAAUUAUAAAUCCUCAAACAGAUCACUUGAAUUCAAUAUCAGCCCUGACUUGAGGCAUUUGGUUGACCCCCAAUCCAACAAUUUACUAAGUUUGAUCUUAAAUCAUACAGGUUACGAUUUUGUUAAUCCUACGGACUCGGUGAUUGUUAAUCCCAAUGCUUACAGGUUUUUGGUGUUAGACUUCGACUUGUUCAAUUAUUCAAGCACUUUUUCAACCUUACUCACUCAAUUCAAUGUGUUAAUGACGGAGAGUAAUUUCAGAGAGUUCAAUCUAAUGGAACUAAACAAAAUGAAGCUUCUUAAGAAAUUCUUCCAUUUCUUGAAGAGUCUGGCCUUAAUACACCUUGAAGUUACCGAUGAAAUACUGGACAAGCUCGUUUCCACAUAUUCUGCAAUUUUGAAGGCUGAUAUUUCUGUUGAGAAUAUUAGGGCAAUUUCCCAUUUCUUGAUUUACUGCUUUUAUAGUACUCCAACGGAUUGCAACCAGAAAUUGGCCUUGCUAGCGUUGAAGUCAUUGACAGAUACUUUAUGUGAUUCAGAUUCAAGUAUAAAGAUAUUGAAGAAAUUUUCUAGGUCCAUCACAAUUCAUUGGAUUCUUUUAAUAUUGAACUUUACUUGUCCUAAGAAUCUGUCUGUUGAUGACAGGGAUGUGGUAAUUUGUGGAAUCAGGCUAUUAGCCAGAUUACUAAGUAUUUUGGGACCUAACGUUAUCAAAAAGUUUUUUGAGAUGAACAGAGGGCUUGAUAUCUUGACACAUUUCUUGAAAGAUUGGUGGUCUAAUGAUGAGGUUUUAUGCCAAAUAUACUUAGCAGCCUUCGGUAUCAAUCCCAGAGAGCUAGAUGAUGAGAAAGAAUUAGUCCUGCUUAAUCAGCUUAUUCCCUUGGCUGACGAUCCUAAAAAUCAGAAGUUCAAUAAACUUGUUAUACCAGAAUUCCUUUAUCUUUUGAACAAUCUAGUUUUGAACUCGGUUUACAAGCUAAGUGAAAGCAAAGGAAAGGUUUUGAGUGCUCCGAGUACCCCUACAUUGAAAGGCAGCAACUUGGAUAUAUCAUUAGAUGCUAUCCACUUAAUAAGCCUGUAUGCUCAAUCAAUCGAGAAAGGUUAUAACAAUAUCAAACCAUUGUCAACCUUUUAUCUUGAAAAGAAUUGGUUGGAUGGAGUAUUCGAGUUAAUAGGAUAUUUGAGAUUGUUCUUGACGUGGGAAAACUCAGAAUUAUUACAAAACUUUGGUAACUGCUAUAACAGGUUGAUUCGGAUUAUGACCAACAUUUUCAUUUCCAAAUUGUUCAAUUCCUCCAGCUUUUUUGAAAUCUUCAGCAGAUUAAAUGACUUUAGCAAGAAACUUAUUCUUGAAACAAUAUUUCCCCGGAUAUUUGAUCACAUCAAUGAGUUCAUAAGCCUAUCAAACUUCAUUUUCAAUGAAAAGGAGUUUAUGAACGACUCAAUUCAUUUGCUUUUGUUCUAUAAUUCCGAAUUUGUCAAUCAAAACUUUUCAAUCAAUGAAAAAGACUUAUCCAGUUUUGUUCUUUGCAUAUUGUCAAUAUUAGAGGCAAAGCAAAGCUCUAAUGUUUCUUCUAUAAGACAAUUAAGAAGCUGUCUCGGAGAGUUGGUGAUCUUGAAAAUGGAAAAGAUCUUGAAGGAUGACAAAGAGAGCAGAGAGUCAAGUCCUCUGGUAGAAAAUUUGACUGGAAACUUGCCCAGUAAUCCAAAUGUUGAGAGGUUUAACGAAACUGUCAAAUUGGUGCUUGAAAGACAGAUGAUCAUAUUCCAAGCUGAUGUCUUGAAUAACGAACAAACGGCUGCAGUAAUAGUACUUCUAUUGGGAUCCUACUUCAAGAUCUUGGGUUCACCAGAUCUAGUGCAUACUGAUCAUUUGUUCAAUCUUUUGAGGACAGUCUAUAUGAUGAGGCAAGAGAAUUUUCAAAGCAUCAUCGGAUUCAUCACAAAGGAUGUGGACUAUAGUGCCUGCUUAAAUCUUGUGAAUGACUUCUUCAACACUUUAAUAACCAAGAAUGACGAGGAAACAUUGAAGUUACUUUCCAGAUUUCCCACCUACAAACACAUUUUCAACCAGAGGUUCUACGCUAUUUUGUCCAAAGCAAAUGAAUCAUCUAAGAUCCAUGUUCAAAAUAUUAUAAGCGUAUCGUUGAGUAAUGGAGGGCACUUGGGACAGCUUGAUAAUAUUUACAUCAAGAGUUUCGAAAGAGAUUGCCUGCAAUUGAGAACUCAAGUAAUGGCGAAUGAGAUGGUUAAGUUCAACAGAGUUAACCAGGACAACAAGGAGAAUAUCUUAUAUUUUGCAACAAGUUAUAACUCGUUGAAGAUUGAGACGGAAAGAUUAUAUCACCAUGGUGAUAGCCCAAAGUUCAACUAUACACUUGACUUCAUCGAAAACUCAGAUAGAAUGAGAAAACGGUUAGUGAUUGAAGACCAGCUUUCAGAUUCGGAGAAGCUAGCGUACAAGAUCAAUAUCCCACUAAAAAGUGUACCGAGCAUUCCUAAUAGCCAAAGUGAAAGGUCAUUUGAAGUUUACAAGAAUGCAAUUGACAACAGUGGUAUCAACACACUAAGUCUUUCAAGCAACGAUAUCUUCAUGAACUUAGGUGAUGAAUCCUUUGAGAUUGUCGAUGACUUGGGAGAUACAGUAGAAGAUGACACAGAGAACGAGCAUAAUACAACAUAUGAAGAUAAGAACAGAAAGGUAUUGAGGAGUUUAUAUUUGGGAGAUCACAUUGUAUCUAUUUGGAACAUAAGCCAGAUCAAUGGUUUGGCUCCUAUAGAAAGCUUGAUGAUUCUUGGAUCAACUCAUGUAUAUGUCAUCGAAAACUACUUCCACCAACAAGACGGAAACGUAAUUGAUGCACAAGACGCACCAUUGGAGUUGAGGGACCCAUAUGUGCAAUUGGUCAAUACCCAAUCGGCAGAAUUUUCCAAUCACUCAUCCAAGUCUCACAAGAGCAAGAGCUGGAGUUUGGACACAUUAAGCUCUAUAUCCAAAAGGCAGUUUCUUUUAAGAGAUGUUGCCUUGGAGAUGUUUUUUACGGAUGGAGCUAGCAUAUUAUUGACCUGCUUUACUUCCAGAGAAAGAGAUUCGGUCUACAAUAAGCUCUACCAUUAUUGUGUUGGAAAAGGAUUGGAUUAUGAUUUGAACCAAACUUUACAGUUAUCGUCUUCGUUAUCAAUUUCCAAUAAUCAAAGCACAAGCUCGUCGUUUGCUGCAAUGCUAGCUUCUGCUUUUUCAUCUAAUACCCCGGAUAAUGUACUCGCAGCCACCAAGAAAUGGAAGAAUGGAGAAAUGUCCAACUUUUACUAUUUGAUAAUCAUCAAUACGUUAGCAGGUAGAACAUUCAAUGAUCUUACCCAAUACCCAGUGUUUCCAUGGGUGAUAGCUGAUUACACCAGUGAGAAAUUGGAUCUUUCUAAACGUGAGACAUUCAGAGAUUUAUCAAAACCCAUGGGAGCCCAAACUGAAGGAAGAGCUUCUGAAUUCCGCGAACGUUAUGAAGCUUUAAGCAGCUUGGAAGACGAGGCUGCUCCAGCAUUCCACUAUGGAACUCACUAUUCUUCGGCGAUGAUUGUGACUUCAUUUUUGAUUCGAUUGAAGCCAUAUGUUCAUUCGUAUUUACUACUCCAAGGAGGUAAGUUUGACCACGCAGACCGACUUUUCAACUCGAUCGAAAAAGCAUGGCUUUCUGCAUCCAAAGACAAUACCACUGAUGUCAGAGAGUUAAUCCCCGAGUUCUUCUUCCUACCCGAGUUUCUAGUCAACGAUAGUCACUUUGAGUUUGGAACUUUACAAAAUGGAGAUGUCCCCAACAAUGUGGUAUUACCCAAGUGGGCCCAUGGUGAUCCCAUGAUAUUCAUUCAGAAGAACAGAGAAGCUUUGGAAAGCCCAUAUGUAUCAGCUAACUUGCAUUUGUGGAUAGACCUCGUGUUUGGCUGGAAACAGAGCGGAUCAGAAGCAGUGGAGUCGUUAAAUGUUUUCCACCAUCUUUCUUAUAAUGGGGCCAUUAAUUUGGAUAACAUCAAUGAUGAAAUGGAACGCAAAGCAGCUAUUGGCAUGAUCAACAACUUUGGACAAACUCCAAACAAGAUUUUCACUAAACCGCAUCAUAAGAAGGAUGUAUUGAAUUUACCCAAUUACUACCUCACUGAGAUUGACGACACAAAAGCCCCCAAAAUGAUCUUUGAAUCCAAGUUAAGAAGCAAAAUCAGAAAGAUUGAAAUCAGUUCCAAGACUGGCAAGUGGAUUGGGAGACCCAAUUGUGUGGGAACCGAAAACGACUUGUUGAUUCGAAAGUUAGGAAACAUUGACGACAAAACCGGAUCGAUAAUGAUCAACAACAUGUCGUUUUUAGAUCUCCAUAGUUCUUUCAUCACUUGUAUUCUACAGAUUGGGUACAAGAAGUUUUUGACUGCUUCCGAUGACGGUCUUAUCAACAUCUGGAAAUGCAACACAGAACCUUGCCUAAACCUUCAAUUUCAUGGCAUUCUACGGGGCCACACAUCACUGAUUCAAGAGCUCAAGUUCAGCAAGAGCUUUAAAGUAGGCCUAUCAUCUGACAGCAACGGUAAUGUUAUUAUGUGGGACUUUGUGAGAUUCAAGUUCAUGAGAUGCUUGGCUAAAUCGGACCAGAAACUGAAGGUAUUGAUAGACAUUUCCAACGACAGUGGGAAUGUGGCUAUUCUUUCACAGUCAACUAACACGUUAAAAGUCUUCAGUUUGAAUGGGGAUUACAUCUUGGAAACACAAUUGCCUCCAGGCACAAUCACCAGUCUCAGGUUCGGUAGUAUCAACAACUCCGGCAUCGAAACUGGCAAACAGCUGAUAGUAAGUGUCCACGCCUACUGGAGCGACGAAUUGAUAUCUUUUGCAUACGGAGGAGGAGACAGGCAUAUAGACAUCUACAAUCUCAAACCAAAUGAGAAACUAGGAGGUUGGGAAUUGUGUCGAUUACUGAAGAUGGGGCUCCGGUUUGACAAAAUAGGUGAUAUCACUGCUUACGAACUUAUGAAGAAAAUUACAGUAGACCCUGAAGACAAACUCACCAGGGGUUACCUCAGCAUAAUUAUGGGAGACUGCAACGGACGAGUCUUUCAAUGGUAG
Yamadazyma tenuis ATCC 10573 is the source of this 6882-nucleotide messenger RNA. It is a transcript of the gene BPH1, whose product is annotated as Bph1p. NCBI's taxonomy places the organism in Eukaryota, Fungi, Ascomycota, Pichiomycetes, Serinales, Debaryomycetaceae. The record is from RefSeq and is a predicted model, not a curated record. Gene Ontology annotation, molecular function: protein binding.